UCUUUAAAUACAUGCAACAGUCAUUAUUAUCUUCAAAACCUCCUGUGUUUGAUUAGGGCGGCACAUUUAACUAAGUUCUAACCUUUCAUCCGGUCUUAAUUCACUUCCACAGAUCUACAAGAGGAGAGUGUUUGAUGAUGAAGCUCCACCUUGUUUCUCCUUCUACUUGAGGCGAACAAGUUCAGCAGAAAACUGGAUGCCACAAGUGGAGGAAACUCACAACUCGCUGCUCCUAUUCCUUAUCCAUCCAUUUGUCUUAAGAGUUUCUCUCUCUCUGUUCAUUUUCACCAUCACCAUGAGUGCUGUCUUCUCCCACCCCUUCGUAGACCAGCGGCCCACCUACCUAAACAGAGGCAGCAGCCUGCCGUAUGGUCUGUCUCCCUCUAGUGGCUACUCUGAGAACCGCCCAAACACCCACUCCGACCGCCUCCACUCUGGCUCUGACCCUCUGGCCCACACAGUGCCCUUCCUCCUCUACCCCACCACAAUGGACCCUGGAGGCCUCUAUGAAGCCUCGUUCCGGGGCCCCGGAGGCCCCAGUCUCCUCCCGUACCUGUCCCCAUUCCACCACGGGCACUUUGGGGUGUACGAGUGCCCCUUCGAGCCAGCGUUCAUCCAGAAGCGUAACGAGCGGGAGCGUCAGAGGGUGAAGUGUGUGAACCAGGGCUAUGCCAAGCUGAGGGACCACCUGCCAGGGAGUGCCAGUGAGAAGAGGCUCAGUAAAGUGGAGACACUGAGGGCAGCAAUUAAUUAUAUUAAAUACCUGCAGGGGCUGGUGGAGGGGCAGGGUAAAGGCAGAGAGGUGUAUGAGGGGGGACAGGUGUGCCACAGCCCCAGUUCUGCCCACCGUAGGACGGAGGACUCGGACCACAGCAAUGGGGGGUCACCUCGCUCUCUCUCAGACUCCUCCUCUUCCUCAGCGGGGAGAGACUGUGAGGAGUCAGCGGGCUCUGGGACCUAGAUGAUUGUGGGUAGUGUAGUUUGUGAGCGAGACUGUGGAUAGACGUUUGUGGAUUGAGGUAGGACUUCCCUCUCUCCAAGGACUGCUCACGAAAAGAUCAAACCCUGAGUACAAAGAUAUAUAAUUUAAGACUUUUCCAGUAGAUACUAUGUUUUAUAUUGGCAAUGUGUCUUGUUUUUUUUUGCCACUGAAAUGUUUUACCAAACCCCUUUCAGAAGCUGAUUAUGUUAAAGAAGAUGUCAUGAACACUUCAGAUUUGAAGAUAAACACCUGAAACUCAGAAAGCAAUCCCAGCUAGCACAUAACGUUCUGAGAACAGCUCUACGUUUUUAGAGCUUGGUGAGACCGUGGUUGUCCUAUGGUUAUUUUGCACACAACCUUCCAUCAACUCUUUGGGAAUGGUGUAUAGUUGUUUGGCUUUGGAAUAGUCUCUGCUAAUUUGAGGAACUUGAUAAAAGAAAAUCUUAGUAUUUCAUUAUAUUAAAAGAAAGUUUCCGAAAUGGUCAAACAGGGUUACAUUUCAUUUCAAUUUUGGUAAUUAUCUUGGAAUGUUCUCUAAAUGUUCUCUAACUGGUUUGACAUUGGGAAUGUUCUCAACUAGUUCAGAGAAUGUUGAGAAACAAUGUUCUUCUGUGGGAAUUUUAGUACUUUAGCAUAGCCUUUCUUACAGGUUUCCUCAUGGUUCUAUUUAAAGUCACGGUCUCAAAUUGUUCACGAGAAAGUGUAGAAAACUUUCCAUAAAAAAAAACACAAAAACAUUUGAUGCUGAGAACAUAUACAUUCCAUAUACAUUCCAUUCUCGGCCUCAACAACAACAACAACUCUCUCUAUCCACUAUCCUGUUAAGUGUGUUCAGGUGUGUUGGCUGCGCCCACUAAUUGGCCAUACCUGAUCUUAUUGAGUGCUUUUUUCCUUUGAAAUGGGGUAGGUUUGAACAGGCUAAAAUAAAAAGCCUUGUAUGCAUAAAAAAACAAAGCAUGCUAGCUCCAUUCUGGUGGAGCAGUAGACUCAUUCCAUAGAGAAGAGUAGAGAAGAGAAGAUUAUAGGUUUGAAUCUCACUAAAUAUAUAUUUUUAAUCAUAAAUAUGUUUUCAUGAUUAAUGCCUAAGGAAAGGAAUUUCCAUGUGUCCUAAUUGUGCUUGGAUUUCAAGAAUUUAACCCAAAAUAAACUAGCAGUGUUAUUAAAAUACUUUCAGUGAAAGUUUUAAGGAAGUUAUUCAAAAACCUCAAAAUAACCUAUAAUUUCAGUUCUCAGAGCGUUAACAAAACCUCCCAGGAAAACGUUCAAGGAACCAGAUUAAAAUGUUCUCAGAACCUCACUGCAACCUAAAAAGAAACAUUCCCAGAACAGUCAAAAUGUUCACUUCUGUUCUCAGAACGUUUAAAAAACGUUCAGUUCCUACAACCAAUGUGAAACUAAAAACAUACGUUUCCACAACUUCCAAGGAUCCAAAUGUGUUAAUUGGGACGACUUCAAGUAUGCAAUGUUUAUUGUGUUUCAUAAUGAGAAACUGACCAUUGUAGCAGCACAUUACUGUUAUCAAAUGAAACUGCAUUUCCCAAAACAAACUGUAGUUAAUUCUAUUACAGCGCAUGAUAUCUUUUGGAAAUUUCAGGUGAUAUUAAG
Messenger RNA from Salvelinus fontinalis (brook trout), 2587 nucleotides. RefSeq names its product achaete-scute homolog 5-like. The transcript has a single exon. NCBI's taxonomy places the organism in Eukaryota, Metazoa, Chordata, Actinopteri, Salmoniformes, Salmonidae. Bases 197 to 961 code for a protein of 254 amino acids. Gene Ontology annotation, molecular function: RNA polymerase II transcription regulatory region sequence-specific DNA binding; protein dimerization activity; DNA-binding transcription factor activity, RNA polymerase II-specific. The record is from RefSeq and is a predicted model, not a curated record. Gene Ontology annotation, biological process: developmental process; regulation of transcription by RNA polymerase II.